CCAUACCAGGUUGCAGUGCAGCCAGUCGGAAACAUACCCUUUUUAAAGAUUUGGAAUUAAACUACGCUUAAUAAACCAACGCAAUGAAACGCUUUGGAUCAAAAGAACAGUGUGGAUAUAGAGUCGACACAAUAGACAGGCUUUGUUGCAAGAAGGAAGAUGCAGAUUUCAACAUCUGUGGAAAUUGCCAAUCUUGCAUCUUCACUUCCAAGCUCCACGAUUCGACCCAGUGGAUGUCGCGCGCAGGGUACUCGUCCAAAAGGAGAUUCCUUACUGGCAUUCUCGUGCGGUGCCAAAGUAUCGAAAUUCUCGAAACCAUCCAAAGAGUACUGCAAGUGACAUUUGGGAAAGAUUUCACCUAUACCAGGUCACGACAGAAGUCAAGUGUUUCAGAAGAUAUGACCACCUGGAGCCAGGACCGAGCGCUUGACACCAAACUUCUUGGGAUAGAGAUGGUUGACACUUGGGACUGGUUCAGUCGCAGCCACCACUGGACAAAAUCCAACUAUCUUUUAGGAAUUCUUUCCCUAUGCGAUACAGGGCUUCUUCACAUGCUUGGAAACUUGACAAGUGUGCUUAUAGUUAGAGCAAAACGGGCCUUCCUCCAACUUAACGUGCUGGAGGAUGAGGAUUAUGAGGAUGACACCUCCUCUAUCCCAGAAUCCACCUACUCUUUCAACUCGCAGGAGGGUCAUCCAGACCUGGACCUCCUCAUCUGGGCCACCUCCUUCUAUGACCCUGUCAACAUGCAUCAUGAAACUGACAUCAACACCAUCGAUGGAGGCCAGGAGACAUGCCAUGAUCCAGAGCUCUCCAAUAGCUGCCAACUCCAUGUAGCUCCAUGGGUGGUGGUGGGUGCCAGCCCUACCUCUGAAGGCCUGCAGGGCUUUGGCAGUGUGUGUCUGGGGGUGGUGAAGGAGGAUAGUGACACAAAUUCCACCUGUUCAGACGACCCUGCUCUGAUGGUGGUCCCUCGGUCCUCCACCUCUCUGUCUGGGGUCCGCCGAUACAGAGACUUCAUCCGGGGUCUCCCUGUCCAUCUUGCCAAGAGGAUUUUAGGUCUUCUAGACAAGACCUCUCUGUACAGCUGCAGGGAUGUCUCCCAACACUGGCGCUACCUGACGGAAGACACUCAGGAGGACCUUAAUGCCAAGAAGAUGGUGGAGAAACAAGCUACGUUGAUGCAGAGCAACAAUACAGGUGUCAGCCCUACAUAUGCCAAAGUCCGCAAGGUCCUAGUGCCCAUCAGGGAGGAUGAGAAGCACAUGCACCACGUAGAAAUCUUCUCCAAGAUCAGACAGGAGAGGGGCUUUGAGGCCAUCUAUGCUGGCGUUAGAACCCGAGCCAUACAGAUGGAAGAGAGGAAUGUCUACUGUGGAGUGUACAACGUUCUGGUGCUGCUGGACAGGGAAGACCCCUCCAGGGUGGUGCACUACAGUGGAGGUCAGCUGGUGGCCGUGGGCUCCAAGGACCGCGUGGUGCGUCUGCUGGACGUGCUGACACUGAAGGAGGUGUCCCCGGUGAUCCAGGGCCACGCCGGCUCCAUCAGGGCCCUGCUGCUCUGUGAGGAGAGAGGACUGGUCAUUAGCGCCAGCUACGACCUCAGCAUCAGGUGUUGGAAUCUGAAAACAGGCGUAUGCCUUGUGCUCUUCCGUGGCCACUUGGGUACCAUCAACUGCCUGGACCUGCAUGGGAAUUGUCUAGUCUCAGGGGCCAAUGAUUGCAAAGUCAAAGUGUGGAACCUGCAGACAGGGCAUUGCUAUGAGAAGCUGAAGUUCAGGCACCACAACCCCAUCCUGUGUGUGAAGAUAGACAAGGCUCUAGUGAUGAGCAGCUGUGACAAAGGGCUGGUCAAAAUGUGGGGUAUGGAGACCGCCUCACUCCUCAAGGUAAUCGAUGCCCACCAGAGCUCUGUAAAGUGUCUGUUCUUCGACCAGUGGCACAUCCUGUCAGGUGGUUCUGAUGGACAGGUCAUGGCCUGGAGCACCAACUGUGACAUAAAGAAGAACCUGAUGACCUAUCGCCAUCCAAAGGAGGUCCUGGCGCUGAUCUACCUCUUUCUGCGUGUCAUUACCGGCUGUGGGGACGGGAAGAUCCGCAUCUUCAACUUCCUGACAGGUGACUGCCUGAGAGUCAUCAAGGCAGGGGGUCAACACAGCCCUAUCCAGUCCCUGCACACACACAGCAACAAUAUGGUGGUGAACACAGGGACCAGUGUUCUGAUCUACCAGUUCACCAGGGUGCGCUGGGACUACUCCGUCCUGGCCGAGAGGGAGUUCUUUAACGAGUUCAGGGGUACUCUUAAAAGCAUGCUCAAUAAAGACAAGUAUCCCUACUCCUACGUGCGGGCUGAGCGCAUGACACAGGUGGGCUCGUCCAAUCGUAAGAUCUACGACCGUGAGGGCAAGAAGCCGGAGAGGCCCGCGCUGUCCCACCACGCACGCUCUCUGUCAGCCCCCAGCAUGCGCCGAGCACAGGCUGCGCAGCAGGAGUCUAUGAGGCCGGCCACGUGGAGUGAGCUUCAGGGCCACCGUAGGAGCCGGGCCUACAUUGACAUGCAGCCAGAGUUCAUCACCAAGCCCCCUCGGCCAUCUCUCCUGGAAGACCAGUCAGCGGACACAGCCAGGGCUCCCAAAGCAGGGCCAGUCACACGCCCAGGAGCGAAACCACUGGCUCAGCCAGGGAGCUGUCUGUAACGACUAAGUGGGUGCUGACGCGCAGCGAGAAAGCAGUGAAAGACCGAGUGAAGAAGAGGGGCCCCCAUCGGCCCGUCACCCCUCAGCAUGUCCUCCUCAAGGUCAACUCCACCAACCAGCCGCAGGGAAGCGACCAGGCCG
Messenger RNA from Oncorhynchus gorbuscha (pink salmon), 2837 nucleotides. RefSeq names its product F-box and WD repeat domain containing 10 (gene fbxw10). Gene Ontology annotation, molecular function: protein binding. The record is from RefSeq and is a predicted model, not a curated record. Lineage: Eukaryota; Metazoa; Chordata; Actinopteri; Salmoniformes; Salmonidae. The coding region runs from base 84 to 2696 and encodes 870 amino acids. The transcript has 14 exons.